Messenger RNA from Gossypium raimondii (Peruvian cotton), 2733 nucleotides. RefSeq lists its product as uncharacterized. The record is from RefSeq and is a predicted model, not a curated record. Gene Ontology annotation, cellular component: Golgi apparatus. Lineage: Eukaryota; Viridiplantae; Streptophyta; Magnoliopsida; Malvales; Malvaceae. Bases 312 to 2489 code for a protein of 725 amino acids. The transcript is spliced from 18 exons. Gene Ontology annotation, biological process: Golgi organization.
UAAAAGAACCCUCGAUUUAUCCCUCUAUUUCUCUCUCUACCUCUUCAAAACCUUCCUCUCUAAGCUCCCUCUUCCCUUUUAUUUUUUUAUUAUUUUUUUCAAUUGAAAAUUUUCAUUUCCAUUUUGAAAUUUCGGAACCAGAUCUCUCUUUAUCUUUGCAAUGCCAAUUGCUUCCGAGUCUGAGAUCCCUUAACUCGCGUCCUCUUCCUCCUUCUGAAAUCAAAUCCGGUUUUGUUUCCUUUUCGACUCACUGAGUUAAACCGCCAAUCUCUGGCUUUGUAUUUUUGUUUUUAUACGACGGUAACCGAAGAAUGGGAGCGGUGCCUUCGACGCCGCGCCAUACAAGCACCACCGCCGAAACGGCGGAGUAUCUAAUCGGCACCUUCGUCGGCGAGAAAUCGUUUCCUUUGGCGUCCGAUUUCUGGCAGAAGCUUCUGGAGCUUCCUCUUACACUUCGCUGGUCCUCUUACCGUGUUCAACAAGCUUGCGAGCUCUUCGCACAAAACAACCACCACACCAGGCACCUUGCGAAGAUUUUGAUUCACCUUUCAUGGUGUUUACAAGAGGCAGUUCGAACUUCUGGUGCUCCAUCUGUGGUCUAUUUGAAGGCCAUUAAUGCGGUGUACUUUUCAUCUGUUUUUUUGAAGUAUAUUGUUGAGAAUUCACAGAGUGACAAUAUCGAGGAGUUAUGUUUGUCUCUUCUUGAAAAUGAACCGGUGCCUAAAGAUUUCAUGACUGAUCAAAGGAUUGAAAAUCUUUUAAUGCAUAAUGUGCUUACCUUCCUUGGUUCAAUAGAUGUAAGUCCUACAACAUCCCUUCUACACCAGGAGUUGCUUAACUUCAUGCUUGUUGUGAUGUCUACUCAACUUCUUUCUGGACCAACCCCAGGGCCGAAAGAUGUAAACCCUUUUCUUGAUGCUGCAAUGUCUCAGGAAAGUUUGCUGGUCAGUUCAGUGGUUCGCAGAUUGCUUCUCAAUUAUAUAAUGCGACCUCUUCUUCCUUCUAGUACUGCUGCUUCUUAUUCUAUUUUUUCCGAGGAAAAUCAACCUGGUGUUUUACAAAGAGUUGGUUCUGCUGCUGCAAACUUUGUAUUGUUGCCAUUCAAUUAUUUGGUCAAUUCAAAUAGUGAAGGCUCUAGAAAUCAACUGGCAGAUUGCAGUCUCCAUGUGCUACUCGUUCUUAUUCAUUACCAUAAAUGUGUUGUAAGCGAUGAGUCUGUAACAGAUAGAAGUGAUGACAGUGCCUCUACAGAUCCUGUUUCUAAAGUAAAUACAUACUUUACUGUCAACCCUUACAGCAAGGCCUUAGAAAAUGCAAGGGACAUCGAAUUUGAUCGUGCCGAUAUUGAGGGGAAUGCACAAAAUGGACCAGUUGUGAGAUUACCUUUUGCAUCCCUAUUUGAUACCCUUGGCAUGUGCUUGGCUGAUGAGACUGCUGUCCUUUUACUUUACUCAUUGGUGCAAGGGAACUCUGACUUUUUGGAGUAUGUACUAGUGCGAACAGAUUUGGAUACAUUGUUGAUGCCCAUCUUGGAAACACUAUACAGUGCUUCGAGGAGGACAUCAAAUCAAAUAUACAUGUUGCUGAUUAUACUCCUCAUACUUAGUCAAGACUCUUCAUUCAACGCUAGCAUUCACAAGAUGAUACUGCCUGGUGUUCCAUGGUAUAAAGAGCAUCUCCUUCAUCAGACAUCACUUGGUUCCCUGAUGGUCAUAAUUUUGAUAAGGACUGUCCAGUAUAACUUGUCAAAGUUGCGGGAUGUCUAUCUUCAUACUACUUGUCUAGCAACUUUGGCAAAUAUGGCACCUCAUGUCCACCGUUUGAGUGCAUAUGCUUCCCAGAGACUUGUCAGCCUCUUCUAUAUGCUUUCACGCAAGUACAACAAAUUGGUAGAGCUAAGGGACGAUAAACUGCAAACCAAAGCCAUCUCAACAGGGGAUGGCCUUGUAGAAGAUAUGUCAGCAGAAUUGCAAAUUUAUACCGACUUUUUGAGAAUUGUCCUUGAAAUAUUAAAUGCGAUUUUGACAUAUGCACUGCCACGGAAUCCUGAGGUUGUCUAUGCCAUUAUGCACAGACAGGAGGUUUUUCAGCCAUUCAAGAGCCAUCCUCGCUUUGCUGAGCUGCUUGAGAAUAUUUAUAAUGUAUUAGAUUUUUUCAACAGUCGUAUGGAUGCCCAAAGAAUGGAUGGUGAAUGGUCUGUAGAAAAAGUCCUCCUGUUCAUAAUUAAUAAUUGUCGAUCUUGGCGCGGUGAAGGGAUGAAGAUGUUCACUCAGUUGCACUUCUCGUAUGAACAAGAGAGUCAUCCCGAGGAGUUCUUUAUUCCAUACGUUUGGCAACUCGUCCUAUCCCGCUGUGGAUUCAGUUUUAACGCAGAUGCUAUAACUUUGUUCCCCGUCGGUAUGCAUGCCAAUAAAGAAAUUUACUAUGAUGAAAUGAAUACGAACCAAAACGGGGAGUUGAAUGAACAAAGAGUUCAGUUUGAUCCGUAAAAAGAAAAGAAAAAAAAGGCAUUUUAUACCAUUAGCUUGUGCCUAUGCAUGUACGUUUGUGGUGUAUUCUGUAAAUACAUAAAAAAAAUGAUAAAAAUAGCAGAAAAUGUAUUCUUGUUAAUUCUUUUCUGUUUAUAUAUGUUUGAAACACUGUAGAGGGGCCUUUUUUGAAGUAGAUUAAUAUUUAAAAUCCUUUGUAUGAAAUAAAAGAGAGGAUUUGAUGAUUCCUUUCCUUUUUCACUAA